This is a messenger RNA of Numida meleagris (helmeted guineafowl), 3512 nucleotides long. It is a transcript of the gene TTLL2, whose product is annotated as tubulin tyrosine ligase like 2. The record is from RefSeq and is a predicted model, not a curated record. Gene Ontology annotation, biological process: microtubule cytoskeleton organization; protein polyglutamylation. Gene Ontology annotation, molecular function: tubulin binding; tubulin-glutamic acid ligase activity. The coding region runs from base 839 to 2470 and encodes 543 amino acids. Lineage: Eukaryota; Metazoa; Chordata; Aves; Galliformes; Numididae. The transcript is spliced from 2 exons. Gene Ontology annotation, cellular component: cilium.
AGGGCGAGGCAGACCCAGGAAGGGGUGCAGGGCAGGGGGUUCUGCCAGGCCCCCGGGCUUUAAACUCUUAGCACUUCUGCUUAGUCAGACACAGUGUGCACCUGCUCAGCCUUGCCCCUGUGUCUGCAAGUUAAGGAGCAUGCCCUCGUUGUAGGUAGCUGUGCUUCAGAGCCCACAGCCACUGCAUGUAAGGGGCCAUGUGAUGUAGCCAGAUGGGAUGAAGCUGGAUUAGCGGGCAUCCUUUCUGGCCUUGCAGUAUGUGGCUGCUUACUGGAAACAAGACCUAAAGGAAUGAUUCUGAUGGUUGUUCCUGAAACAGAAUCCCAAGGCAGGCAGCUUGCAGGCCCACAUUAUGGUCUGUGGCCCUAGUUUAAGUACGCUUGUAGUCAGUCUGCUGAGUUUAGUUAUGCAGAGACAGUCCACUUUAAUGCUGCAAGCAAACAGUUUCAAUGUCUAACCAUUAAGGAUUGUAUUUCCACAAAAAUCUGCCUCCCACGGGUAUAAAGAUGAGCAACUGUGAUGCAAAAACUGCCAGUAGCAGCCAAGGCAGACCUGGAGUCUUGGCAGAGGCUAGGUCUGCCCUGUGGCCCCAGGGCCACUGCCCAGCUUCUCUGGAACAGUGAGGUCACAGCCAUGGCCUUCAUUCCGACGGGAACAUCUGCAGCAAUAGUAGGUGGGUGUUGGAUGCCAGCGUGCUCACAGGCAGCUGCAGCCAUUUUCACUCUGUGGAUGAACAUCUGCAAACAAGUGGUUGGAUUUUCGGGUUAUUGAAGAAUGGGUCAAAAAUUGAGAGCUUGGGGAAUGCAGGCAAAACUCUACUAAAUGAUGAGCUAGUAAGAUGGAAAAGAUGGCAGAUGACGAUGAUGCAAGGGAAACCUUGAAGCCUUUGGUGUUCCGUCUCCAUGAAAAUGCCCCAGCAAUAGUCCGUGAGGUUUUACUGGAACGUGGUUGGACUGAAUUUGACCAAAAGGAGCAAGAUGACACAGACUGGAACUUGUACUGGCGGAACUCACCUUUUCCUAUGACAGACCACCACAGCAUUAAACCAUGGCAGAGACUCAACCACUACCCAGAAGCUGUUAGGAUUACCAGAAAAGACUAUUUGGCAAGGCAUCUGAAACGUAUGAAAGGAGCAUACGGAUCAACACUGUAUGAAUUUAGUCCAGUGGCAUUCAUCAUGCCCAAUGACUACAUCAAAUUUAUAGCAGAAUACAGCAAGGAGAGACAGUCUGUAGGCAGAAGACCUAGCUACUGGAUUUGCAAGCCUGUGCAUCUCUCCCGUGGAAGAGGCAUACUCAUUUUCCAAGACAUUAAAGACUUAGUAUAUCACUGUACAGUCAUUGUGCAGAAGUACAUUAGCAACCCCUUGCUCAUUUCUGGGUAUAAAUUGGAUCUUCGCCUCUAUGUGUGUGUCACCAGCUUUUGCCCCCUCACCAUUUACACUUACGAAGAGGGGCUGGUGAGGUUUGCCACUGAAAAGUUCGACCUCAGUUCUCUAGACAAUGUCUAUGCCCACCUAACAAACACGAGCAUAAACAAAUAUGGAGCUUCAUAUAAAACGUAUAAAGAAGGGAUUGGCUGUGGUUGCAAAUGGACAUUCAGCAAAUUCCGCUCUUACCUUCGAAUUUUUGGGGUUGAUGACAUGCUACUGUGGCAGAAGAUGAAUAACAUCGUGAUUCUCACCCUGCUUGCUGUAACCCCUUUACCGGAGGCUUCCAAUUGCUUUGAGCUCUUUGGCUUUGACAUCCUGAUUGAUGACAAGUUCAAGCCGUGGCUUUUAGAAGUGAACUACAAUCCAGCCUUGUGUUUAGACUGCUCCAUUGAUGACACUGUGAAAAGAAAACUUCUUCAUGAUAUUGUUGAACUGCUUAACUACAAGCAGAAUGACACUCACAGGCAGAAUGAAAUGCCUGGGUCAAAAGCUGUUAGAAGGCAGGUGCCCUGGAGAAGAACUGGUCAGAGCAUACCAGAGGGGGCUCCUGACUUACUUUCUUGUCAAAAAGUAUCUGCGUGUAUUUCUGCUUCUCCAACACAACCUGCCCUGCAGUUUGCAAGAGGAUCAAUUCGUAAGGUGUCUACCCUGACCAAGAAAACUGCCAGAGCACAUCCGAGGGAAACACUGACUUCUCAGCUGCGGGAGAAAAGGAACAUGCCAAAAGCAUCCUCCCAAGGAAAAACUGAAGCUAAAAACAAACAACUCCCAGCUGUGCGUUCUCCACUCAUUUCUGCCCAACUCAGCCGGUGGUCACCUUCACCUGAAGCCUGUAACUACAAGUUAAGCACACGCCCUUAUUUCCUCUCUGAUAAAGACCAGAUGCCUAUCCGCCAGGUCGGAGGUUUUGUCCUGAUUUUUCCUUUUAAUGAAGCCGCACUUCAAGCUUCCAAGGAUGGCAUAGAUGUGAAGAGCAUCAUAAAGGAAAUAAACAAAUUAGUGAGCAAACAAAAUAGCACAAGACAAAGAAAGGCAUAAGCUGUUUGACUUCACGAUAUGUAUAACUUCAUGAUGUUAGAUCAUACAGACAUCAUUAGUGUCAUCUGUAGCUUGAAGGACGUAGAUGUACUGAAGUUGUAUUAGAAAGAGAGAUAUUUCAAGGCGUACACAAUAUAAAAAUUGUAAUUUAGCAAUUACCACAAGAUUAUUUUUGAAAAUGAAAGAGAAUAACUCUUAAAAGUAAUCCCAAAAUAAAAGUGGUGAAUUGCAUAUCCUCUGAAAUACUUGUCAUUAUUUAUUAUUUAUCUUGGAAGUCUUUGCUUCCUUUCUUUUCCUGGCUUUGAUUUGAAAAAGCUGGUCAGUUUACAGCAAGGAGGCAUUCAACAUGCCCUCAGUUUACAAAGAUGUGGGUGAUAUGAAUCACACUAAACAUUUUUGAAAAAAUCCAGUGAGCUUCCUGACAUCACUUUCCACAGGUUAAUUUUGCACUGUAUGAAACAACAAUUUGAAACAACUUUCAUUUUAUGACCCAUAGGAUUCUGCAGAAAUUGUUACUGAAAGUGAGUUUUUAGAAAAUAUGUACUGACAUACACUGUUACAGGUUUUUUUUUCCCCCCCAAAUAAACUCUUGAUAAAGAAGGCUUCCCAAGGUGAGAAAGAAACUUGAUAUAGGAGGGCAGGAUAUAAACUGCAAAUACGAUGUUCAGAAGAGUAAAUCAAACCUCCGUCUCACAGACUCUAUGUUAGCCACCUGAGGGGUGCAGCAAUUAGGCAGCUUUGUUUUGCUUUCAGUAAAACCUCUUCACUGAUCAACUAAGCAUGGAAGAUUAAUUAAACACUGAACUGAGGCAUCUGAGAUUGUAAGAUCACUACUCUUCCCUUGUAGACCUUUGCUGCCCCCAGCUGUCUAAAACUGAAGGUACUGUUCAGAAGUCACCCACAGUGUUUUCUAAAUUUGUCUCAAAAUUGAGGCUAAAUACUGGCUGUAACAUGCUUCAUCUAGUGCCAGAAGACCUGUGGAGAGAAAUAGGAUUUCCCAGCUGUGUCCCACCUCCCCAAAGGUUUCAUAAAAACAUGUUCA